Molecule: messenger RNA, 4098 nt
Organism: Periophthalmus magnuspinnatus
Lineage: Eukaryota; Metazoa; Chordata; Actinopteri; Gobiiformes; Gobiidae
Gene: b4galt3
Product: UDP-Gal:betaGlcNAc beta 1,4- galactosyltransferase, polypeptide 3
Exons: 8
Coding region: 584-1834 (416 amino acids)
Biological process (GO): carbohydrate metabolic process; galactosylceramide biosynthetic process
Molecular function (GO): glycosyltransferase activity
Source: RefSeq, a predicted model, not a curated record
CUCACUCUCUCCAGCAAAUAUGUUUCGACGUAGCGGCGGUAGAGACGCACAAACCACUUGCACUGUUUGUGUUGAUGUUGAGGACGGGUAUGCCCAAUGCUCUUGUGCGUAAAGGCGUACAAACGUAGAAAAAACGGGAUAUUGCGCGCCUAGUGCAUUCUGUGGAGGCAGAAGAAGGUGGUGCAUAGAGGACGAACACGUUAUCGACUGGUGCAUCGCAUCUUUGUGGCAGAGGCCUAUCGACUGAGUGCGGAAGCCGGGGGCUGGAUUUGGUAUGUCGCAGGGACGCACUGCCUGUGCAAUGAAAGCAGGAAGAGGAGAGAGGAGAGCACCCUUUAUGACCCAGGACUGGUGUUAAGCCAAACCAGUAUCAUAAAGUGAUGGCAUUGCGACCUCAGCCUGUCUACAGUGCCCACAGAUCACUACAGAUGGACAGGCUGCACACCUGAGUUCCAGCCGUGCCCCAGCUCCUGUCCCUCUGCCUCCCCCUACACCCCUCCUCCUCAUCCUCCUCCUCACCCUCUCUCCUUCUGCCUGUCCCUCUGGUUCACCCUGUGUACCCCAACAACUGUAUCUUUGGACUAUGGCGUGUUGUGGUCGCUCCCUGGACUCUCCUUGCACACUGGCACUGCUGAUUGGUUUCCAGUUUGCCUUUGUGCUAUAUUUUUCUCUUGGUGGAUUCAAAGGAUUAGUUUCAGUGCUGGUUCAUACCAUAGAGCCAGAGUUUGACUACUCAAGACCCCAUGACGUCUACACCAACUUAAGUCAUUUGGGAGUACCGCCUCCACCGCCCCGCAAUGUCGGCACAGGACCACCUCCAACAGGACCUCCACUCAAAGACUGCCAGAUACCUUCACCUUUGUUAGUUGGUCCAGUGUCAGUGCGCCUGUCCUCCCCACUGUCCAUGGAGGAGAUCAGGCAGAGGAACCCACUGGUGCAGCCCGGGGGCCGGUACAGACCUCCAGACUGUGAGCCACGGCACCACACGGCGAUAGUGGUACCCUACAGAAACAGACAAACUCAUCUGAGGGCGCUGCUUUACCACCUGCAUCCCUUUCUACAGAGGCAGCAGAUUCACUACAGCAUUUAUAUAGUCCAGCAGUGGGGAAACAGUACCUUUAAUCGAGCUAAACUUCUAAAUGUUGGUGUCCGAGAGGCGCUCAGAGAUGAGGACUGGAGCUGUAUUUUUCUGCACGACGUGGAUCUACUUCCAGAAAAUGACCACAACACCUACACCUGCCACAAACAAUUCCCUACACAUCUCUCUGUGGCUAUGGACAAGUUCAGAUACAGGCUUCCAUACCCGCAGUAUUUUGGAGGGGUUUCUGCUGUGACUCCAGACCAGUACAUGAAAAUGAAUGGCUUUCCAAACCAGUACUGGGGAUGGGGCGGGGAGGAUGAUGAUAUCGCUGCCAGAGUUCGACUGUCUGGUAUGAAGAUUGUGCGCCCUCCAGUGGCCAUUGGUCAUUACAAAAUGAUCAAACACAAAGGAGACAGAGGAAAUGAACAGAAUCCACGAAGAUUUGAUCUGCUAAAGAGGACCAGGCUGAACUGGCGCUCCGAUGGCCUUAACUCUCUCACAUACGAACUCCUGUCUAAAGAGCUGGAGCCCCUUUACACCAACCUCACCGUCAACAUCGGAGACGACCCCCACCUGCCUCAUGGAAAAGUCCCAAAUCCUGCCAAAGUACCAGUCUCACAAGCCAGCAACAAGGACAGACCAAAACAGGACCCAGAACCAGAGAACCACAGAACUGCUGCAGCUAAUACAACUGUCAGCGUGAAAACAGAACAAACUAAUGUAAAUGGGACCACGCAGAAGAAGGCCCAUUAGACCCUAGAGGAGAAAUAUCCACUUACGGCUGCAUUAAGACAGAAACUGAAUGAUUAACUCAGUCAUAUCCAAGUAAUCAUUCCCAAUGUAAUAACCAACACAUCAAUAGAUGCUGCUUUCAGAUGAAAUCAAUCAGGCAUAACAGUGUGACCAUGGGCAGCUGAAGUAAUUACCACUCUCCUUUUGGAAUCUGCUACUGGGUGGGUAUAUGUAUAAGAAAGCAUGAUGCAUUAGAAGCAAGAUAUGGGGGAUAUAUAUGAUGACUGGGUCUAAGUAUCUCCAAAACUGCAGCUUCAUUGGGCCGUUGCAGUGGUCAGGAAUGAAUUGGUUAUAUUACGUAUUGGGCCUCAUGUGAGAUAAGUGAUCAUUGGCACUAGUAAUAGACACGUGGUCAUGAUGUUAUGCUCGAUCAGUGUAUACAAGCUGUAGGUGACCCACGCAUAUUCACUGACACUCCAGGCUACUGUUGUCCACUCAUUUGUGGGCGAGCGUAUCUGUGCCUUCUCUCUUUUCUGUGCAUUUUAUAGACCAAUAGAGAUGCUUUUAGAUGUGAUCUGGGGCUUUUUGAACUGUUUUUCUCUGGCUCAUUGAUCCCAGAUCUUUAUGGAGGACUGCCGUUUUAUAACUGUGUGCAUCGCUUAUAAUCCUAGAGUUUAUAUUUAUAUAGAGACUUUUUAUCAUUUGUUUAAUAUUCUGUUUAACUUAUUACAGUCUGGUGCCUCUUUUAGUUUCUAGACAAUCAAAGUAAAUUUGUUUCAUACGACAUACAAGGAAAUACAGUCAUGGCCAGAUCUCCAUUAUAGUGGCAUGAUAGUUGUCGUCUAGUCCAACUGUAUUCUCAAUACUCAGAGACUUACAAAACAAUAUAGGUGACUUUAUACAUUUACUUUGGUGUUGGUGUGAAACAAGCCAGCAAAUGAUAAAUGUGGCAACACAUUCAGUUUGAAUGAUAAAGAAGCACUGUGUUUUUUUGUUUGUUUAUUUUAGGGCUGGCGACUUGCAGGAAAGAUGCUUACUUGAGCCUAGUGCACUGACUACUACUUAGUAUAUUAUGAUCAGCCCUUCUGCUGUCAUUAUCUUCCAAUACUCACCAUGAUUAAGUUUGUAAAAUAGACAACUGUUUUAGUACCAUGACAGCUCAUGGCUCAUAUGAAUGUAUUCAACACAUAAUAUAAUUAUCAGAGGUGGAGAGUUACAAGACACAUUUACUCCAGUAUUCUUCUUGAUAAAAAGAAAAGUUUUCAGUACCUUUGAUUUUUACAGUAUCACUAACCUCCCCCUGGGAAAAGGUCAGGCCUGCCAUUCAUUUGGUAACAGGUUAGUUAGUACACACAAAUUUAUUUCAAGCAAGAACUCCAGUAUUUUACCUCUACUUGAAUAGUACUUGACUAGUAUUUUUGAAGAAACAUGGGGCUAUUUUAUUUGGCUACUUCUACCUCUGAUAAUUAUAAAAAAAAAAUUUGUUUUAUCAUUGUGCCUCUCAAGUGUAGGCCACAGUCUUCAGCCGUCACCUUGCUACUGAUCAUUUAUUUAUGUUGAUUAAAUUAAUCAACAUAAAUAAAUUAAUUAAUUGAGUUUAAACUAUCAUUUGUGUUUGUUAAAAUUGUUGUGGUGAAACAGCACCCUCUAGAGGUGCAGUCUUAUGCAGCGCGAGCGUUUGAUCAAAACUGCAGUGCUGUGACAUGAAUGUUGAUGAUGAGAAUUGGCCAUUCACAGUUUUCAGCCAAUCCGAUCUUUGCUUUGUGAUUUGCAUAGUGUCACAUGACUGCGUUUGUGAGCUUAAAGGUACAGAAUUGCAUUUUCACUGGUUACCGGAACCAAAAACAUGUAGACUGUUUUAUGAAUGAAUAUAGUUUUAUAUGAAGAGUAAGAUUAUUAAUACAGAGAGAUAUGAUAAUAGUGAUAAUCCAUUGCUGAUAAAAUGUACUUUGUUAGCUUUAUAUUACUCACAGGAAAUAUUUAGUUGCAUAUCAAUAAAUAUAGUACAUUUAUCAUAUUGCCUGCUUUAAAGGAUGUUAUGUGAACACAGCCAAUAACCCGUUAACCGUGUACCAGAUUGUUCUAUAUUUAUGCAUAGAUUACUGUGUAAAAGGUCUGUGUUCAUUUCUCACAGAUUAGGUAUUCUAAAGGCAAAGUGCUGGAUUAUGUGUUGAAUGCAUGUGGUAGUGUUUGUGUGACAAGUCAUGUUCAAAUUAGAAGACUUCGGGAAAAUGGGACAUGACAGUAUUCAUAGGAAAUGAAUAAAAGUUAUUAUUUAUCACAUA